AUGAGUAGUAGAAGCGAUUCUCUUGAGUGUGCAAUUUGCUUAGAUAUUUUUGAUACUCCUAUUUGCCUUGAUUGCGGACACUGCUUUUGUAAAAAAUGUAUAUUAAAGCUUCAAGAAAUUGCAAAAGAAAACGGAGAAAAAAAGACCUCAAAAUGCCCACUAUGCCAAACAAAAUUCAAGCAAAGACGACCUUGAUUUUAUAAGCCUUGUGUUCCUCUUGCGAAUUUGGUAGAAAAUUAUAAAAGACAACUAAUUCCAAAAGUUGAAUUUAAAUUUGACUUUGAUCUUGAAAAUGUUCCUGAUGAUGUUUUGAAAGGUUUACCAUAA
Molecule: messenger RNA, 327 nt
Organism: Blepharisma stoltei
Lineage: Eukaryota; Ciliophora; Heterotrichea; Heterotrichida; Blepharismidae
Source: the annotation of a GenBank genome assembly